UUUUUACUUUCAAAAAUGGAUGUCUGCGUAAUUAUGGUUAUUAAACGACUGGCCGGUGAGAAGUCUCUUCUCCAAAAAUAAUCGGAGAGGAGAGGGGAGAGCCUGUCACAGCCUGCCUAAACGAAAGUCGUUUACUUUAGAUUUUGUUACAAUUUUACAAGACAUUUGUUUUUAUUAAAUAGUUACUGAAGGAGAUUUUAGAACGACGGCUCGUUGGAAUCGGGCGAGUACGCAGUGGAGAAACGGAGAGAGAGAAACCAGUUCAGAGGGCUUUUCUGAAAAAACUUCCACGGUGCGUUUCUGUUGCUUCCUCAGGCUUUUUGCAAGUAGAAAACCUCAACGUAGCUAUCACGGUGCUAUCAUCAGUGGCAUCACGAUCAACUUAUGCUUUUCGAAAUUGUGAUGAAGUAUGUGAAGCCGCUGGCCUUGUUCCAUGAAUUGAUGAAGGCAAAAGCACAAGGGGAAAGGCGGUUGCUUGGCUUGGAUGUCGGUGGUAAGUAUGUAGGCUUAGCCAUCUCAGACCAGUGUAAUGAAAUCGCAUCACCUCUAAGUGUUCUGUUAAGGAAGAAAUCAAACAUUGAUUUGAUGGCUGAUGAUUUUCAAAGUCUGACAUCUGAGCUUUCCCUGGCGGGUUUUGUUGUUGGCUACCCUUUCGACAGACUGCGAAGUGCUCCUGAUGCUGUGCAGGUGAAGGUUUUCAUUGACGACCUCUGCAAAACAGGGAAACUUGAAGGUUUAAAGUACACAUACUGGGAUGAGUGCUUUACAUCAAAGAAUGUGGAAUUACUAAUAAAACCUUUAGCUUUGUGUCCAACUCAAGCAAAAACAAUGAUUGACAAGUUUGCUGCUGUUGGGAUACUUCAGGGAUACCUGGAUUAUGUUAAUAGGGAGACGAAAAUGGAAGAGACAGAAUGAGGACUUCGAAAUGGAUUCAAAGACUCCUUUUUAGUGAAGUAUUGCAAACACCUUAGAUUUAUUUGGGGUCCUUCAACAAUUAAAAAGGUCUUUCUGUUUCACAUAAUGAUUGGCAAUCAAACUGUUAGGAACUGGUAUACCAACCGGCCAACAUUCUACAGUAGAAUAUUUCUUGAAUACAUUAUUUUUCAGAUGGAUAUUGCGAGUGUUCUACAGAUAUCAACCGACAAGAACAAUCUACUUGAAAUUUGAUUUUUUUUUUCUUUGAGAAUAA
Jatropha curcas is the source of this 1189-nucleotide messenger RNA. Its product is annotated as Polynucleotidyl transferase, ribonuclease H-like superfamily protein. Gene Ontology annotation, biological process: rRNA 5'-end processing. Lineage: Eukaryota; Viridiplantae; Streptophyta; Magnoliopsida; Malpighiales; Euphorbiaceae. The record is from RefSeq and is a predicted model, not a curated record.